Molecule: messenger RNA, 618 nt
Organism: Leptomonas pyrrhocoris
Lineage: Eukaryota; Euglenozoa; Kinetoplastea; Trypanosomatida; Trypanosomatidae
Product: ecotin putative (LiISP1)
Exons: 1
Coding region: 178-618 (146 amino acids)
Molecular function (GO): serine-type endopeptidase inhibitor activity
Source: RefSeq, a predicted model, not a curated record
AGCAUUCCGCUCCUUCUCUUUCUUUAUCACACAUUGUUUGGUCCUGGUGCCACUUUUGUAGGCGUCAUCGCAGGUCUCCCGUCUCACCGCCGCACUUUUUUAUCUCUCCCGUAACCAUCGCCGCCACAGCCGCCACAGCAGCAAAGAACCCUACAUCACCCAUCCCAAACGACAGACAUGUCUUAUUGCAAAAUUGCCGCCUUGUACCCGCAGGCGCCGCGUGGCGAGAAGCGAAUCAUCUUCGCUCUUGACCCCCUCGGCGAGGAGGUGGAGCAGCAGCAAUUUAUGCUGCAGCUGAUCCCCGCUCGUGUGAUGAAGGUGUCCAAGACGGACGCCGGCAAUGUGCUGGUGCUGCAAGGCAAAAUCGAGCAGCACACCGUAGAAGGCGGCGACGUUCCAUAUUUCCACGUGGAGCUGGCACGCGAGUACGCCUCCACUCGGAGGGACGUGGCGGACGACGAUGAUGGAGUGAAGGUACGGCAGCUGGUGCCCAUGACGCAGCCGCCCAUGUUUCCGUACUCCAGCGUGUACCCGGUGGUGGUGUACCUGCCGGAGGACGUGGAGCUGCACUACAGCGUGUGGUACGGUGAGGAGCCGAUGCAGGCGGGCUCCGAGUAG